AUGCUUGCACGCUUCGUCUCCUCUUCUUCGUAUCCAACUCUCUCUUUCCUCUCCAGAUCCGUUACUCUAGGCUUAGCCAGAAGAACAACACUCUCAGCUCUCACAAUGUCGAUGAACCUAAGAACCCACGCGUACGCAGGCAAUCCACUGAAAUCCAGAACCCCGAAAUCAACCGAGCCCUUCUCACCCGCUUCCGCCUUCGAAUCUCUCAAAUCCCUGAUUCCGGUAAUCCCUAAUCACCCAACACCUUCCCCCGAUUUCAAGGUCCUUCCCUUUAACAAGGGCCGGCCACUGGUGUUCUCCAGCGGUGGAGACGCUAAUACGACGCCUGUUUGGCAUCUGGGCUGGGUUAGCUUGGCUGAUUCCAAGGAUCUGUUGGCGAGUACUGGAGUCGAUCUCAGCGAGAAUUCGCUUGUGUAUUUAGGAGCCAAGGUGGAGGAGGAUUUGGUAUACUGGGCCGUUGAUUUGACGGAAGAAGACGGUGUGGAUACUGAAUUGGGAGGUAAGAAGUUGUGUUUCGUCGAGCUUAGGACGUUGAUGGUAGCUGCUGAUUGGGCGGAUCAACGCGCCAUGGAUGAAUUAGCUAUCGCCGGUCAUGCCAGGGCAUUGCUUGAAUGGCACAACGUAUCACGAUUUUGUGGAGCCUGUGGAGGUCAAACUUUUCCGAAGGAAGCAGGAAGGAGAAAACAAUGCUCAAAUGAGACAUGCAAAAAGCGAGUUUAUCCUCGUGUUGACCCGGUUGUUAUAAUGUUAGUUAUUGAUCGGGAGAACGAUCGCGCACUUCUAAGCAGACAGUCUAGAUAUGUACCGAGAAUGUGGAGUUGUUUAGCUGGAUUUAUUGAGCCAGGGGAAAGCUUAGAAGAGGCUGUGAGGAGAGAAACAUGGGAAGAGACCGGCAUUGAAGUAGGAGAAGUUGUCUAUCACAGCUCUCAGCCUUGGCCUGUUGGACCAAGUAGCAUGCCAUGCCAAUUGAUGCUCGGUUUCUUUGCUUUCGCCAAGACGCUUGAGAUAAACGUAGACAAAGAGGAGUUAGAAGAUGCUCAAUGGCACAGUAGAGAAGAUGUGAAGAAAGCACUGGCGUUCGCAGAAUACAGGAAGGCCCAAAGAACAGCUGCUUCGAAGAUAGAGCAGAUCUGUAAAGGUGUGGAGAGAAGCCAGAGUCUAACAACCGAUUUCAACGUCGAAAGCGGUGAGCUCGCUCCUAUGUUCAUCCCGGGGCCAUUCGCCAUCGCUCACCACCUCAUCUCAUCAUGGGUCGAUCAAGGUCCUCCUGGCGAUGCUCACUCAAAGCAACAAGCCAGUGUCUCUCUCUCAAGUUUGUAG
This is a messenger RNA of Microthlaspi erraticum, 1323 nucleotides long. The record is from the annotation of a GenBank genome assembly. Lineage: Eukaryota; Viridiplantae; Streptophyta; Magnoliopsida; Brassicales; Brassicaceae.